CCAUGGGGGGUAUACCACGCUUUGGUCGACUUCUCGGGGAUAUUUAUGUCUGUAAGCAUUCCAUCAUUGGUGAUGCAAUCCGUUCUAUUGGUGGAAUGGCUGUUGUCCUUGCUCUUGUAGAAGCUGCUGAAACGAGGGACAUGCUUCACAUGGCUUUGACACUGCUUGCAAGUGCCCUUCAUCAGAAUCCUCAGAAUAUACGAGACAUGCAGAAAUACAGAGGAUACCACUUGCUUUCACUUUUUCUUCAUCGCAAAAUGUCAUUGUUUGACAUGCAGUCUCUUGAUAUCUUUUUUCAGAUUGCUGCAUGCAAGGCUUCUUUCUCUGAACCAAAGAAAACUCGAACCUCACAGAGCUCCCCGGCACCGGCUCCAACUAUUAGUGAAGUAAGCUUUGAGGAUCUUAAUUUGGCCAAGUUCCAUGAUGAAUUUUCAUCAGUUGGGUCUCACGGAGAUAUGGAUGAUUUCUCUGCACAGAAAGAUUCGUUCAGUCAUGUAUCGGAGUUGGACAAUACCGAUAUGCCCACUGAAACAUCUAAUUGCAUUGUUUUGUCAAAUGCUGAUAUGGUUGAACACAUCUUGUUGGACUGGACCCUCUGGGUGACUGCUCCAAUUCCAAUUCAGAUUGCUUUACUGGGAUUUCUAGAGAAUCUAGUCUCCAUGCAUUGGUAUAGGAAUCAUAACCUUACGAUUCUUCGCAGAAUUAACCUUGUUCAGCAUUUACUUGUGACUCUACAGAGGGGUGAUGUUGAAGUGCCUGUAUUGGAGAAGCUUGUUGUGUUGUUGGGGGUCAUCUUGGAGGAUGGGUUCCUUCCUUCUGAAUUGGAACUUGUUGUUCGGUAUGUGAUUAUGACAUUUGAUCCACCUGAACUGACUUCCCACCAUCAAAUUGUGCGAGAAUCAAUGGGGAAGCAUGUAAUUGUAAGAAAUAUGUUACUUGAGAUGCUAAUUGAUCUGCAGGUGACUAUUCAAUCUGAGGAGUUACUUGAGCAGUGGCAUAAAAUUGUGUCAUCAAAACUAAUUACUUAUUUUCUUGACGAAGCUGUUCAUCCUACCAGUAUGAGAUGGGUCAUGACUCUUUUAGGUGUAUGUCUUGCAUCUUCUCCUACAUUUGCACUUAAGUUUCGCUCCAGCGGAGGUUAUCAAGGUUUGGCAAGGGUGCUUCCAAGUUUUUACGACUCCCCUGAAAUAUACUAUAUUUUGUUUUGUCUAAUUUUUGGCAAGCCUGUAUAUCCAAGAUUACCAGAAGUCCGUAUGCUCGACUUUCAUGCCCUUAUGCCAAGUUAUGGAAACUGUGGAGAGUUGAAAUUUGUGGAACUGUUGGAAUCUGUGAUUGCAAUGGCAAAAUCAACAUUUGACAGGUUAUGCAUGCAAUCGAUGCUUGCACAUCAAACCGGCAAUCUUUCUCAGGUUGGUGCUGGCCUUGUGGCAGAGCUUGUGGAUGGAAAUUUAGACAUGGCUGGAGAGCUUCAAGGUGAAGCUCUGAUGCACAAAACUUAUGCUGCUCGCCUAAUGGGCGGAGAGGCAUCAGCACCUGCUGCUGCCACUUCGGUACUAAGAUUUAUGGUUGAUCUAGCGAAAAUGUGCCCCAUCUUUUCAGCUGUCUGCAGACGGAAUGAGUUUCUUGAAAGCUGUAUUGACCUCUACUUUUCCUGUGUCAGGGCUGCCAAAGCUGUAACAUUGGCAAGAGAACUCACCGUAAAAACGGAAGACAAGAAUUCAAAUGAUGCUGAUGAUACUAGUAGUUCCCAGAAUACAUUUUCUAGCUUGCCUAAUGAACAGGAACAGUCAUUAAAGAUCUCUAUCAGUAUAGAUAACCUUCCUCAAGGGAAGGUUAGUGCUAGUUUGGAAGAUAUGCCCGUUUUCCCGAAUAAUAUAGGUGGUGAUAAAUCGGAGAUAAGUGUUGUCUCAACCCAGGACAGAUUGGAUAAGUCAGUAAAAGAAGAUGUGCAAGCUGUGUUGAGUGUUGAUGCUGAAGCAGUUGACCAGGUCUCCAGUGCCACCUCUAGCAGUAACGAAUUUAAUUACCGUGAUGUGAAAAGCACACAAGAUAACAUCCACCCUGCUGAUGCACAGAGUUCUGCUUCUUUCACCAUGGUUGAAUCUCCUAUUUUAUCUGAGAGAUCUAACUUGAGAAUUCCACUCACUCCCUCUUCGUCCCCAGUUUUAGCAUUGACAUCUUGGUUGGGAGGUGCCAGCCGAAAUGAAUCAAAAGGCCAGUCUGCAUCCACUCCGUCUGUUGAGUCUUCUACAUCUAUGAAUGAAAUUGAUUCCUCGUCAGACUUGUUAAAGUCCAGUUCUCAGGGACUUUAUGCUUCAAACACACUCCUCACAAUUAGUCCGACACUUCUUCUCCAAGUUGAUGAUUCUGGCUAUGGAGGUGGCCCUUGUUCUGCUGGAGCUACUGCUCUUUUAGAUUUCAUGGCAGAAAUUCUUUCUGACUUUGUGACUGAGCAAAUGAAAGCUGCACCAAUGGUGGAGACUAUUUUGGAAAGUGCACCUCUUUAUGUUGAUGCUGAAUCUGUUUUAGUUUUCCAGGGAUUAUGCCUUACUAGAUUAAUGAACUUCCUAGAAAGACGUCUCUUGCGGGAUGAUGAGGAAAAUGAGAAAAAGCUUGAUAAGAGCCGCUGGUCCUUGAACUUAGAUGCACUGUGCUGGAUGAUAGUGGAUCGCGUAUACAUGGGAGCUUUUCCUCAGCCAGCUGGUGUAUUGAAGACUCUGGAUUUCUUGUUAUCUAUGUUACAAUUGGCAAACAAAGAUGGUCGGAUUGAAGAUGCAGUUCCGAGCGGCAAAGGAAUUCUUUCUAUUGGAAGAGGAAGCAGGCAACUUGAUGCCUAUAUACAUGCACUUUUUAAAAAUAUGAACCGAAUGAUAUUAUUCUGUUUCCUGCCAUCAUUCUUAAUCAGCAUUGGGGAAGAUGAUCUUCUUUCACGCUUGGGUUUGAGGAAUGAACAAAAGAAAAGAUUGACUCCUAACUCAUCAUCAGAGGAUGGAGGGGUUGAUAUCUUCACGAUUCUACAGUUGCUGGUUGCCCACAGGCGACUUAUAUUUUGUCCUAGUAAUCUUGACACUGAUCUUAAUUGCUGUCUCUGUAUAAAUUUGAUCUCUCUUCUUAAUGAUCAGAGACAAAAUGCACGGAAUAUGGCUGUUGAUGUUCUCAAGUAUCUUCUGGUACAUCGUAGGGCUACACUUGAAGACUUGCUUGUCUCGAAACCAAAUCAAGGGCCACCUUUGGAUGUUCUACAUGGUGGAUUUGAUAAGCUUUUGACUGGAGAUAUAUGUGAAUUUUUUGAGUGGCUUCAUUGUUCUGAACAGGUUGUCAAUAAAGUGUUGGAACAGUGUGCUGCCAUAAUGUGGGUACAGUUCAUUACAGGUUCAACAAAGUUUCCUGGUGUGAGAAUAAAAGGCAUGGAUAGUCGUCGUAAGAGAGAAAUGGGGAGAAAAUCCCGUGACACCUCAAAAUUAGACCUAAGACAUUGGGAACAGGUGAAUGAACGGAGAAUCGCACUUGAAUUGGUUCGUGAUGUGAUGGCUACUGAACUAAGAGUCAUUCGUCAGGAUAAGUAUGGAUGGGUCCUUCAUGCUGAAAGUGAAUGGCAAACUCAUCUUCAGCAACUUGUGCAUGAGAGAGGAAUAUUUCCGAUUGGUAAAUCUUCCCUGAAUGAAGAGCCUGAGUGGCAACUAUGCCCCAUCGAAGGUCCAUACAGGAUGCGCAAAAAGCUGGAGCGGUGCAAAUUAAAGAUCGAUUCUAUUGAAAAUAUUCUGAAUGGACAAUUUGAGUUAGGAGAAGGAGAACUUUUCAAGGAGAAAACUGAAAAUGAACUCAAUGCCUCUGAUACUGACUUCGAUCCUAUUUUCAAUCAUCUAAAUGAUAAGACAAAAGAAGAUUCUUUUAAUGCUGUUCUGUAUGAUGAAUCAAUUUCCAAAGAAUUUGAUGAUGCUCAAGAUGUAGCUUUUAAUGGUGUUGGAUGGAAUGAUGAUCGUGAUAGUAGUAUAAAUGAAGCAAGUCUUCAUUCAGCUGCUGAAUUUGGUAUCAAGUCCAGUGCUGCCUCUACUCAAAGAGCAGACAGUAUGUAUGGAAAGUCUGAUCUAGGAUCACCAAGGCAAUCUUCUUCAAUCAAAGUUGAUGAAGUGAGAGUGGCAGAGGACAAAUCAGACAAAGAACUAAACGACAAUGGUGAAUAUUUGAUUAGACCUUAUCUUGAACCUCUUGAAAAAAUCAAGUACAAGUAUAACUGUGAAAGAGUGGUGGAUCUGGAUAAGCAUGAUGGUAUUUUUCUGAUUGGAGAACUAUCACUAUACGUCAUUGAGAAUUUUUACAUUGAUGAUUCUGGAUGUAUAUGUGAAAAAGAGAGUGAAGAUGAUCUCUCUGUCAUCGAUCAGGCCUUGGGUGUGAAAAAAGAUUUCUCUAUCGAUUCCAAUUCCAAGUCAACUUCAUCCUGGGGUGCUACAGUGAAAGUAUAUGCUGGGGGUAGGGCAUGGGCAUAUAAUGGUGGUGCAUGGGGAAAGGAAAAGGUGUGUACCAGUGGUAAUGUGCCCCAUCUUUGGCAUAUGUGGAAACUUGACAGUGUUCACGAGCUUCUGAAGCGUGACUAUCAACUUCGUCCCGUUGCUAUCGAGAUUUUCAGCAUGGAUGGUUGCAAUGACCUUCUGGUUUUCCACAAAAAGGAGAGAGAAGAAGUUUUCAAAAAUUUGAUGGCCAUGAAUCUGCCAAGAAACAGCAUAUUAGACACAACAAUAUCGGGGUCAACAAAACAGGAAAGCAAUGAGGGCAGCCGUCUUUUUAAGGUUAUGGCCAAAUCCUUUUCCAAGAGGUGGCAAAAUGGAGAAAUUAGCAAUUUCCAGUACCUCAUGCAUCUUAACACGCUGGCAGGUCGUGGGUACAGUGAUCUCACCCAGUAUCCAGUGUUCCCCUGGGUUUUGGCAGAUUAUGAGAGUGAAAAUCUGGACUUUUCUGACCCUAAAACAUUCCGUAACCUUGGUAAACCAAUGGGUUGUCAAACAUCCGAAGGAGAAGAGGAGUUCAGAAAGAGAUAUGAGAGCUGGGAUGAUCCAGAGGUUCCCAAAUUUCAUUAUGGUUCUCAUUAUUCCAGUGCUGGAAUUGUUCUUUUCUACCUUUUACGCCUGCCACCAUUCAGUGUUGAAAAUCAGAAGCUGCAGGGGGGACAAUUUGACCAUGCUGAUCGUCUUUUUAACAGUGUACGAGAUACUUGGUUGAGUGCUGCUGGGAAAGGCAAUACAUCGGAUGUCAAGGAACUAGUUCCAGAAUUCUUCUAUUUGCCAGAAUUCCUGGAAAACAGGUUCAAUCUUGACUUGGGUGAGAAACAAUCGGGAGAGAAGGUUGGUGACGUGUUAUUACCUCCAUGGGCGAUGGGCAGUGCUAGGGAAUUCAUCAGGAAGCACAGGGAAGCACUGGAGUCUGAUUAUGUUUCAGAGAAUCUGCAUCACUGGAUAGACCUCAUCUUUGGAUAUAAACAGAGAGGGAAGGCAGCCGAAGAAGCUGUGAAUGUCUUCUACCACUAUACAUAUGAAGGCAGUGUUGAUAUAGACUCUGUUGCAGAUCCUGCAAUGAAAGCCUCUAUUCUGGCACAAAUAAAUCACUUUGGACAAACGCCAAAACAAUUGUUCUUGAAGCCCCACGUGAAAAGACGAACUGAUAGAAAGCUUCCUCCUCAUCCGCUCAAGCACUCUACAUUUCUUGUGCCUCAUGAUAUUCGUAAGAGCUCAUCUUCUAUUUCUCAAAUUGUCACUGUCGCUGACAAGAUUUUAGUGGCCGGUACAAAUAACUUGCUGAAACCCAGAACUUAUACCAAAUAUGUUGCAUGGGGGUUUCCGGAUCGUAGCUUGAGAUUUGUGAGCUAUGAUCAAGAUAGGCUUCUUUCUACUCAUGAGAAUCUUCAUGGAGGCAACCAAAUCCAGUGUGCCAGUGCAAGCCAUGAUGGUCAGGUUUUAGUUACAGGGGCAGAUGAUGGUUUGGUAUGUGUUUGGAGAAUUGGCAAAGACGGACCACGUGUUCUUCGGCACCUGCAGUUGGAGAAGGCUCUUUGUGCCCAUUCGGGUAAAAUCACGUGCCUUCAUGUUAGCCAGCCUUACAUGAUGAUUGUGAGCGGAUCAGAUGAUUGUACUGUCAUCAUAUGGGAUCUUAGCUCUUUGGCUUUCAUUAGGCAACUUCCCGAGUUCCCUUCACCUGUUUCUGCUAUAUAUGUGAAUGACUUGACGGGAGAAAUAGUGACUGCAGCUGGUGUGAUGCUUGCAGUUUGGAGCAUUAACGGGGACUGCCUUGCAAUUGUCAACACAUCACAACUUCCAUCCGACUUCAUUCUCUCACUUACAGCUUCUACCUUCUCUGAUUGGUUGGAAACUAACUGGUAUGUCUCGGGUCACCAAAGUGGAGCCGUUAAGGUCUGGAAAAUGGUUCAUUGUUCAAGCGAGGAGUCUGCCCAAAUCAAACAGACUGGAAAUUUGACAGGAGGGCUAGCUCUUGGAGGUAAAGUUCCCGAGUACAGGUUGGUCCUACAUAAGGUUUUAAAAUUUCAUAAGUUUCCUGUUACUGCCCUCCACCUUUCUGGUGACCUCAAACAGUUAUUGAGCGGGGAUACCGGUGGCCAUUUGAUUUCAUGGACAUUACCAGAUGAAAGCUUGAGAUCUUCAAUUAAUCAGGGAUGAUCGAAGGAUAGAAGGUAUUUAUUUUUUUGGGAGGUCUCUUGGAUUGAGCUCUCGCAUUCAUGGAAGAAGUGACCGGGUCUACACUAUAAACACAUGAAGCAAGAGACUCCCCCUUGUCGCAGGUGUGCCUCACAGCUUCGAGAGUAGGACGUGGAAUAUUUGAUGGCUGCAAAUUGUUGUGGUUUUUCGUGAUUGCCAGAGGGAGACGACUUGUAUAUAGUGAAAGGUAUGUGACAGUGUAUAAUGAGGUUGUAUAGAAGUGUUGGCAGAAAUGGAAGCUUGGCUCGAAAAUUAUCCAAACUGACUUUAACACUGGAUAAGACCUAUUGAAUGGGCCUUUUUGGUUUGGCUUCGUUCCAGCGAUGGGCAUUUUGUUAUGAUUUGUAUAAUUCUUUUAGAUUAUUAGUAUAUAUACCAAGAUUAAAGGGGGGCUCUAAUUUCUCCAUCUUUCCUUCUUUCCUACCCUGGCAAAGUUUAGAUUUUACUUCUUUUACGUGUGGAUUAGUUCAUGUGGUAAUCAACAAGAUUUUAGUAUUUUUUUCCCCCUCUAAACCUAACAGUCGAUGUUUUUCAUCCAUUAACUAUCUGCAGUUAUUUAUUGGGGCGCACGAUUAUAUCUUCAACAAGGCGAAAAUUCUCCUG
Olea europaea var. sylvestris is the source of this 7307-nucleotide messenger RNA. Its product is annotated as protein SPIRRIG-like. The record is from RefSeq and is a predicted model, not a curated record. The transcript has 8 exons. Gene Ontology annotation, molecular function: protein binding. NCBI's taxonomy places the organism in Eukaryota, Viridiplantae, Streptophyta, Magnoliopsida, Lamiales, Oleaceae. Bases 3 to 6665 code for a protein of 2220 amino acids.